Molecule: messenger RNA, 1173 nt
Organism: Aspergillus wentii DTO 134E9
Lineage: Eukaryota; Fungi; Ascomycota; Eurotiomycetes; Eurotiales; Aspergillaceae
Product: 18S rRNA methyltransferase BUD23
Exons: 2
Coding region: 334-1173 (279 amino acids)
Biological process (GO): rRNA (guanine-N7)-methylation
Cellular component (GO): nucleolus
Molecular function (GO): rRNA (guanine) methyltransferase activity
Source: RefSeq, a predicted model, not a curated record
AAGAUCGUGACCAUCUUGACUGUUGUCCUUAUGGCAUCGCUGGUUGCAGCGUUACUUGGUUCAAUGCCUCAGGCUCCAGGCCCCACUUCAAGACAACCAAUGCGCCAUCUGCUUUGAAAUUUAUUAUUAUGUACCCGAUCUACUAUUCUUUGAGCAGAUGGAUAUUUGAUUUCUUCUCCCAUUCAGUGUCAACUAUAUUAUUAUAGUACAGUUGACUAUUUUUUGUCAAUUUCUAGAUUGAAGAUUUUCUUCUGUUCGCCUUUGGAAUCUUUACGGCGGAGCUGCGCAACCUUUUGGCUAUUGCUAUUUUUUUUUUUUUUUUUGGUCGCAACCAUGUCGCGCCCUGAAGAUGUCUUGCCUCCAGAUUUGUUUUAUGAUGACAAUGAAUCGCGAAAAUAUACCACUUCGUCUCGUAUCCGUAACAUCCAGUCUGAUAUGACGCAUCGAGCUCUCGAGCUUCUCGAUCUCAAAUCACCAUCACUCAUUCUUGAUGUCGGUUGUGGAUCUGGGCUUUCCGGAGAGCUCCUCUCCGAAGUGCCUCCCGCGCAAGGUGGGCCACACACCUGGGUCGGCAUGGACAUCUCACCCAGCAUGCUCGACGUGGCUCUGCAGCGAGAAGUCGAAGGCGAUUUGUUGCUUGCCGAUAUCGGGCAAGGGGUGCCGUUCCGUCCUGGUACGUUUGAUGCAGCUAUAAGUAUAAGUGCAAUUCAGUGGCUCUGCAACGCGGAGACGAGCGAUGUCAGCCCCGAAGGUCGUUUGCGCCGAUUUUUUGAGGGCCUUUAUGCCAGUCUUCGUCGUGGUGGACGUGCCGUUUGUCAGUUUUAUCCCAAGAAUGAUGCGCAGCGGAGCAUGAUAAGCGGUGCUGCUAUCAAAGCUGGCUUUGGUGCCGGUAUGCUGGAAGAUGACCCUGGGACCAAGAACAGCAAACUUUACCUUGUACUUACGGUUGGGGGUGGCGGGUUGCAAGGAGACAUCACUGGUGUCGUUGGUGGCAUGAAUGAUGUGGAUGUUUUGGAUGCCAGAAGAAGGGCCAUGGAACAUGGCAAGUUGCCGUCUUCUAAGAAAGGCGACAAGGCCUGGAUCAUGAGGAAAAAAGAUCAGAUGUCAAAAAAGGGGAAGAUCGUAAAGGCCAAUUCCAAGUACACUGGCAGGAAAAGACGCCCGGCCUUUUGA